This is a messenger RNA of Psilocybe cubensis, 1386 nucleotides long. RefSeq names its product putative zinc metalloprotease. Lineage: Eukaryota; Fungi; Basidiomycota; Agaricomycetes; Agaricales; Agrocybaceae. Gene Ontology annotation, molecular function: metalloexopeptidase activity; protein binding. Gene Ontology annotation, biological process: proteolysis. The transcript is spliced from 3 exons. Bases 1 to 1386 code for a protein of 461 amino acids. The record is from RefSeq and is a predicted model, not a curated record.
AUGCUCUUCACGUUCGCUCUUGCCUUCUGUGCUUUGGCAAUUCAAGCACUUUCUCAGUCUAUACUGGAUGCUACCUCACCAUGGCCUCCAGGUCCAGGACAGGACCUUGUACCACAGGAACCAGACGCGGAGCUCGCACAAAUACUUAGCCAGAUAGACCCCAACCGAAUCCAGGCAAUUAUCGAGAAACUCGUUUCUUUCGGAACCCGACACACACUCUCCAAUCAGACAGAUCCAGUACGAGGUAUCGGAGCUGCUAGAGACUGGAUUGCGUCAGAGAUGCGCACAUAUGCUGCUGCAUCAAACGGCAGAAUGGUAGUCACAGUCCCGAGCUAUGUGCAACAGCCUGUUUCAGGGCUAGUACCCAAGGCUACGGUGAUCAGCAAUAUUGUUGCGACUAUCAAUGGAUCUGUUGAACCCAACCGUGUCUACGUUGUCUCUGGACAUUACGAUUCCCGGGUCACUAAUAUUCUGAAUUUCAUGGACGACGCUCCAGGUGCCGACGACGAUGGAUCGGGAGUCGCAGUAUCGAUGGAGUUGGCGAGAGUUAUGGCUACACAUCAGCCAGCAGCAACGAUCAUGUUUGCAGUAGUUGCAGGCGAGGAACAGGAUCUUUUUGGUUCCAACUUCAUGGCUACCACUCUCAAACAACAGGGAGCGGACGUUCAGGGAAUGUUGGACAACGAUAUCGUGGGCAGUUCAACCGCAGAUGACGGCACCAUCGACACGACUGAUAUACGCAUGUUUGUUUCCGGCCUUCCUCCAUCCAACACCGCCCAACAGAAUUUGAAUCUUGCUGCGAUUGGAGGCGAGAACGAUUCACCAGCUCAUCAGUUAGGAAGAUUUAUAGCUGAAGUAUCCCAGAAUUCUGCUACCCAAAUGAACGUGAGGACUAUAUUCCGGCCGGACCGCUUCCUGAGAGGAGGCGAUCAUGAAUCAUUCCUGGACCAGGGAUUCCCCGCUGUGCGAUUUACUGAGCCUCACGAGAACUUUGCUCACCAGCAUCAGGACGUACGAGUGUCCAAUGGUGUCCAGUUCGGUGACCUCAUCGAAUUCGUCGACUUCAAUUUCACUGCCAGUGUUGCCAAAGUCAAUGGUGCUGCAUUGUGGUCACUGGCACAAGCCCCUGGAACCCCGAAAGGGUUGGUCAUCGACACCAGCACAUUGACCAAUAAUUCCACCUUACGCUGGACCGAGGAUCCAAAUGCCGCAGGAUACGAAGUGGUUUGGAGAGAGACUGAUCAGCCACAAUGGCAAAAGGUUAUAUCUGUUGGGAAGGUUAGCUCUGUUACUGUGCAACUCUCGAAGGACAAUGUGCAGAUGGGGGUAAGAGCGGUGGGCAGCAAUGGAUUCAAAAGUCCAGCCGCAUUUCCCAUGCCUAACUGA